Lytechinus pictus (painted urchin) is the source of this 5954-nucleotide messenger RNA. RefSeq names its product platelet-activating factor acetylhydrolase 2, cytoplasmic-like. The transcript has 11 exons. Bases 178 to 1512 code for a protein of 444 amino acids. The record is from RefSeq and is a predicted model, not a curated record. Lineage: Eukaryota; Metazoa; Echinodermata; Echinoidea; Temnopleuroida; Toxopneustidae. Gene Ontology annotation, molecular function: 1-alkyl-2-acetylglycerophosphocholine esterase activity.
GCUCAAAUGUGCUUAGCCUGUAAGUCGAACUGUCUCGAAUCUGGGCUCGAUCGAUCCGCUUCAACAUCAGCCAGAAAAUUCUCGUUGUAUUCUAUUCAGUCAUAAAUAUUUCCCUCCUAAAUCAAAAGACAACUGCAUCAGUCCCUAAGAUCGAAUCCACUGACAGGUCCAUCUAAGAUGGCAAGCAGAAGUCAGGGCCGUUCACCCCGUCGUAUACCGGAAGGAAGAGGGCCGUAUGGGGUUGGAUGCGGAGAUAUCAUGGCUGGUCUUUCUACAUCGGGGGUGUUCUUCCGGCUGUUCUACCCGAUGGAGAAGGUUCCAGGUGGCCCCCCUAAGAAAGCAAGGCCCCCUUGGCUCCCAGGCACCCAGUAUGCCAAGGGUUAUGGGGCAGUUGUGGGCAAGAAGCUUGCUGGGGUAACCCUCAAGUGGCUGCUAUCGAAAGUCACAUUGCCUGUCUGUUGGCACGGUAAACUGAGUGAUUCCAAGACCAAGUAUCCAGUCAUCAUCUUCAGCCAUGGACUUGGUGGCUGUAGGACAACAUACACCAGUAUAUGUAUGGAUAUUGCAUCUCACGGAUGUAUUGUAGCAGCGGUGGAACACAGAGAUCAAUCUGCUUGUGCAUCGUUCAUCAUCAAUAACAACAAUAGCAAUGGAACGGCCAAUGAGUUUGACCAGCAGUGGAUUACAUAUCACAAAGCAGCGUAUGAGGAGCAGGAGCUACGCACAAGACAGGUUAACCAGAGGAAGGAGGAAUGUAUAGCAGUACUAGACUACCUUCAGGAUCUAGAUGAAGGAGAACAUUUAGAGAAUGAUCUUGAUCCAGAUAUGGAUCUUACUGUCUUUCAGGGUCGUAUGGAUUUAAGUGAUGUAGCAGUGUGUGGUCAUUCAUUCGGUGGUGCUACAACCAUUGCCUGCCUGAGUAGAGAUGAUAGAUUCAAAUGUGGGGUAGCAUUCGAUGCAUGGAUGUUUCCUCUGGCUGAAAGUCACCUCAAUGUCAAACAGCCAAUGUUGUUUAUCAACACAGAGAAGUUUCAGUGGAAAGCCAACAUCAAGCGCAUGCUCUCGCUCGUGCCUGACAUCCACGCCUCUUCGGGCCCACGCCGGAUGGUUACCGUUCGUGGAACUGUCCACCAAAGCCAAUCCGAUUUCAGCCUCGUUGUGCCUCAAUUCCUCGCUAAACUAGCCAGCUCUAGAGGACCUCUUGACCCUUACAUGGCCAUGGCAACCAACAAUGAUGCCGCCAUCCGCUUCCUAUCUAAUUACCUUGAUCUUCAGUUUAUUGAUGAGACUGAUGGUUUAGUGUCUUCCAAUGAUGAUCUCAUCUUGAUCGGUACCAACGUCAAUCUCAAAGAAGAUGAGGAGAUCGAGCCUAGGAAGGAGAAUGGUGAGAGACGAGGUUCGCUGAUAAGGAGAAGCUUGCGAUUGAAGCGAAGGAAGUCCCAGCCCCAAAAGGAGACUCAGGAUAGAGAGAACGAAAGACAGGAGAAGACAGAAGAACAGAGAGGAGAUUAAGAUGGAGUGAAAGGUAGACUGACGAUAAAAGAUGGUGUCAAGGAAUAAUUUGAAGAGAUCAUGGAGGAUAAAGCCUUCUAUAAUUUUGCAAUGUUUGAUCAUCGCUGCUCUAAUACAGAUUGUUAUUUUUGUAAAGCAUUUUUUACAUAUCUAUUAUGAUCUAUGUACGAUCUGAUUGAAUUUAUUUAUGAUCGCAUAGAAUGAUUGCCAUAAUCAGUGCAUUAUUGUGUAAUAUCAGAAAUCAUUUAAAUGACAAUGUUUAGGUCCGUGGCAAUGAAUCUGCAGGCACUUUGGCAAUUUGCAUAGUGCAGAGUCUGAGGUAGUGAGACUAGAUUCACUAUGUACUGUGCCUGCCUACACAGACAGAGGCCCGUAUUCUGAAGUCAGGUUUAACUUAGACUGCGGUCGAACUCUGUGCUAAAAUUAUGGGGAGCCAAAAGUUCAAAAAUUCUGUUCAUAUUGUAUAUUUCUUAUGUUUACAAUUUUGUUUCCUUUUGAUUUUGGAUCGGCCUUUUUAUAAGGAUAUUCUUUUCCUUUUUGGCUGCUUCCCUCUCAAUGCUUUUUUAUGUCUUUGAUGUUAUGUAAACUUUGUUCCUAUGUAUUUUACCACAUUUGUGUUCAUUUUUAUGCAGAGAGCAAAAUAAACUUGAAUUGAAUUGAAUUUCAUAAGGAAGAAAAAUACUUCAGUUAUUAUUCCCAGACAAUUAUGAACAAUUUGGGUGUCAUAUGAGUUAAUAAAUUGAAUGUGUACUGUUAGGGCUUUGUGCUCCAAUUGGCUCUCCAUAGUUAAACACAACAUUAAACCUGUGUUUAAUUUAAACCUGAGUUCAGAAUAUGACCCAGAGAGUUUGGCGUCUAGUCUUCACUCUAGACAUGGUAUGAUUGGUUAAGUUGUCAAAUAGGAGUCUGAGCUUGCAGACUACGCGGCAAUCAUGAUGAGUAUGACAAUGUCAUUGCCAAUGAAAAUAAUUGUGUUGAAACCCCCCCCACCCCCACAAAGUGCCAUCUCGUUCUCCAACUUGAAUAUUGAUUAAUAUUGUGGUAAAUUAAUAUUGGGGCAAAAUCCUUCAUUGAUUUUGCCCCCAAAAAUCUAUUCUAUGUUGACUAAUCCCAGACAGCAUGCUCUGACAGAGCAAUUGCUCUGGAAGAGGGUAAAAAAGCUCAUAUCAUCAGGAUGUUUAAAAAACAUUGAUGAUAAUACGUAAUAUAUUAACGUAUGUGCUGGCAACCACCAUCAAAGCAUAUGGUCUGCCAGCGGCAGAGAGAAAGGUGCGUGUUAAAGAGUAUAAGAUUUUGGACUGUUCAAAUUCAAAUGAAGAAGUUUUGUCAUAAAAUCUAAUAUAUCCAUUUCUUCUGUCAAUUCAAAAUGUUUUGAUUAAAAUCAAUGGAAAUGACAAAAAAAUUACUGUGUCACAGAUGAAUUCGUAUUGUGAUACGUUCAACCAUCAUUUCCAAAAUGUAUCUUCGUUUAUAAUUAACUACAUGUAGGUAUAAUGUACCUACCUCUGUAACGAAUGAGAAAUGUUACAAAUAGUGCUUUAAUACUUGUAUUUUGUAGCCUGGUUGCAAUGAAAAUCACUGCCUAGGAAGGCCGUAAUUUAUUCAUUGAACAUUAAUUAACUGAAAUGUGUGAACCUAUUUUCAAAAUUGUUGAUUUUUGUAAAUUACGAUUUUUUUUUAAUGAGCUGCCUUUUUAGCUCAGAGGAGAGUAUUUUUGCAGGGUUGGUUUUCUUUAUAGAGAACUGGAAAUACCCCCGUAAGGGCAAUUUAAUGCAGAGAACAGGUUAUGAAUUUAUUUAUAUAUAAAAGUAUUGAAGAUUGAAGUAGAUAUACAAACCAAAAAAUAGUUUUAUCUACAUUUAUUUUAUAGUAACAGGGUGAUGAGCAAGAAUUGGAGGUUUGGUAGAAAUGAAAAAAAAAAAAAUAAUGAUCCCACUCGCCAAAUGAUUCAGGACACGCUUUCAAAAACCAUGUGAUCUAUAGCAAGAAUAGAUGUAUUGUUAAUUUUGUUAAUAAAUAUGGCAUGGACUGUAAUUAUUUGCAAGUCUUAGGAUUAAUUUUGAAACUAGAUUUGACUUGAAAUUAAUUCAGGACUUUUGAUUUAUAUUAAUAUUAACCUUGCAAUUAAAACCAAGACUUAAGGUCGGUCUUUAAAUUAAGAUUGCUUAUGAUUGAUUGUAAGUUCACUCUAAUCAGACUUGUAAGAAAUAUUUGCAAUCAAUUGCAUUUUUUGUUGUAAUUUUACUAAUUCAAUAUCAGCUGCAGCAAAUCAUUUUCUUUUCUUUGUUUGCAGCAGCUCAGCAAUUAUGAAUUUCCAAUGGAAAUAAAUUAUGACAAUUUUAGGACCCUAAAUAGAUUUGCGAUUGAUUGCAAGAUUCUUGCAACACACAUACAUGUAGACACCUUAGAUUCAGACUUCACACCUUAAUAUCAGAUUUUGAUACUUCCUUAUGAGUGAAUAGAGUUCCCAUGUAGAUUUAAAUUUUCAUUAAAGUUUUGGUGCUUUUUUAUGUCAAAUACCCAAAAUUAUCAGUGACUUUAUUUUUUUCUUAAAUCAAAUACCUUCCUUUACAUGAUACUUGGAAUGAUUUAUAAUACAAUUAAUUUAUGUAUCUUGUUCUCUGUAUCAUUUUUUGUAUUUAUAUAAAAUGAUCCAAAGGUUAAAUGUUCAAGAAUAUGCAAAUAAUUAACAUAGUUGUCAGCGAUAUGCCAGCUGCAGAUCACCAAUGCACACAAGGCAAUGGCACUGACCGCUAAGAUGGGAUGGCGGCACGAUGAUGUCAACGUAUAAAGUCUAUAUACAUCAUCAAGGGCAUUAGUAAGUAUUACAUGCCCAAGGUACCUUUGGAACGGUUCUAACUUGCCCGAGGCAUGGCUGAGGGUAUUUGGAUCGUUUUAGAGGGAACAAGUGUGUGUGUAAUUAUUCUAUUGCCCAAGCAAAAUGAUGCAUAUGAUAAGAAAGUGAUGCAGAUCAUUAUUAUUUGAUAAAACAUCCCUGUAUAAUAACCAAUACUGUUUAAUAGCACUAGUUAUUAAAGCCCUUUUUCACAAUUGGCAGUGCGACUGCUUACAACCGUCGCGAUUCUGUGCAGCUUGUUUUGUGACCAAAUGAUCGCUAACGAUUGUACGAGCAAUUGUGAAAGCCUCUUUGUACCAAUCAAUUGCCACUUUGACUGUUAGGUGAAAUAAAUGACUGAUAGAUUUCAACCAAUCAUUUGAUUAGAAUCUAUUUCACCAUGUUAUACUCAUAUUCAGUAAUCAUACAUGGAAAUGGGGUAGUUGAUUAAACCAGUCAUCUGCGAAUUAAUUUUCUUUCCAACUUUGUACUAGAGGAGGGGACAUAAUAUUCUAUAUUUUUAUGGAAGUAUUGAAAGAUAGUUCUGCUCCAAGUAUUUGAUUUUGUACAUGUACAUGUGUAUACUUGGAAAAAAAAAUUAUUGUUGAUCUACUUAUAUUUUUUUACAUGAUUUUUUCCCCAACUAUUUGUUCACUUGCUUUAUUUUGUUGGAAGGGGGAAGGGUGCCUUAAAAAAAAGUAUAAUGAGUCUCUAAUGUAGAAGCUGUUUAUUUGUUUGAAGUGAAGUCCUUGAAUAUCUACAGUGUCACAUCUAUGUCAUUGGUGUGUUUUAGAAGGUGUUGGUCUGGUCUAUUCUGGUGUUAAUGUAGUCAUGAAGUGCCAAGUGUUACUUUGGUGUAUGUACUUUGUUAAUGUACUGUGUAAUUUAAGAGAUGUUGGCACCUCACUUUCAGUGCUUUUGAUAACAUCACAUAUCUACCAUGUCUACCUAUUUAAUUGUUAUUAGCCACGAUUAAAGCGUGGAAGUGUCGUGGUACAGCGGUUCUGACUCUCGCCUUGCAAUCAGAGGGUCGUGUGUUUGAAUCCCACUUCGGCAUAGCAUCUUUUGACAAGGCGUCAAUCGACACUGUAGCACUCUCCACCCAGGUGAUAAAUGGGUACCUAUACUGUAGGAUACACAAACUUAUGCAGUAUACCUAGCAUUUGAGUCUUGAAACUCUUGUUAAUGCUCCAAAGGGAGUGGAGAAUGUGCAUACAUUGUGUGCGGGCAUGCCAGGAUCCGAUUACUGGGUAAUAAGUAUAAAAAUGCAAAGCAUGUUGAAUGUAAUUAUUUAUUGAGAAUUUUAAAUUUAUUGAUUUGCCAUAGGUACUAUUAAAUGCCUUGACUUGACUUGUCUUGGGUUGAGUUGACAUGCAUGUCUAUUAAUGCUGUACUCUGUUAUUAAACUUUGUUUGAUAUGGAGGUCACCCAAGCAAGCAGGCGACAGUGAUUUUGAUAAUCUUUGUUUUGAAUGAGUCCAACAUCACAAAGGGUCUGACAAAUUAGUAUUAAUUAUUUAUCAAUGUCACAAAAAUUUGAAUUCCAAAGGAAAUUGUAUACUUCUCAGAAUAUUUAUUUGAAUCUAAUUCAAACUAUACAAAAUCAG